Fonticula alba is the source of this 5914-nucleotide messenger RNA. RefSeq lists its product as hypothetical. The transcript is spliced from 5 exons. The coding region runs from base 143 to 5914 and encodes 1923 amino acids. The record is from RefSeq and is a predicted model, not a curated record. NCBI's taxonomy places the organism in Eukaryota, Rotosphaerida, Fonticulaceae.
UUUCCCCACGCCCCUCCUCGUCUCCAUCCUCGCCGCUCAUUGAGCUAGAGACCCCCGCGCCGUCGGAAAGCGGAUAAAGGGAGACAGGCCGAGCCUAGACCCAGCAUCUUUUUUUCGCCGGCCCCUCUCUCUCCCCCGUCAUAUGAGAGAACCCGACAUGUCGGCUCCUGGAAACCUCCCCGCCACCGGGGCACCCGACCCCACCGCGCGCCACUCGCCAGGCACCUCGCCCGAGGAGUCUGCCUCCGGCGAGGCCGCCUCGCAGGUCGGCAUCCUCGCCUCGCAGAAGCCCCUGACCGUGGGAUCGACCGAGGCCGGUCUAAGUGGCUCAAGCACCGCCACACCGCCCCGAUCGGAGCCCGUGUCCCCCGGGCUCCUCGACGCCGCGACCCUGGCCACCAAGCUGCCUCCCUCGGUGAUUGCCUCCUUCAGCAUGAUCCCCAAGGAGGACACCACCAACGGCACGGCCUCCUCGCCGCCCGCCCCGAUCAUCGACUCUGGCGGCCCUCUUUCCUCGGUGGCAGCCGUCGUGGCGGCCAUGGCCGCGGCGUCUGCCGCCGCCCGCAAUGCCAUCCCACCGGCCGGCUGGUCCGGCGCCGAUGUGGAAAUGGGCGAUGCCGAAGAGCGCACCUGCGCGGCCGAGUCCGGGUCUUCCUCCGCCCCCGCCGCCGCCGCCGCCGCCGCCGCCGCCGCCCCCGCGGUGGCCCCGGCUGCGUCCCCGCGCACGGCCGUGCCGCUGGACACCGAUGAGCAGCUGGCCGAGUCCAUCGAGGCCAUCAUGGCCCUCUCCUCGCCGACGAUGCGUGUCACCCACUCGACGAAUGACCACACCCCGAGUCGCAGUGCCCUUCCGUCACCAUCGCUGCCUGCCACUUCCUCCGGCUCCCACCUGCCGGCGAACUUCCUCCUGACCGCGGAGUACCUGCGCACAGGCAAGCUUCUCCCUCCCCCGGGCCAGCAGCCCGAGAAUGUGGCGCUGUCUCCGCCGCACCCCGAGGCGGAGCAAUCUCACGGCCAGCAGCCCCAGCCCCAGCAGCCCCGGGACCACCAGAAGCCUCCGAGCCACCCGUCGCCUCCCGGCCAGCAGCCUCCCGGCCACAAGCCCCAGGACCCACAGACCGCGCAUGGUGCUCUCAGCUUCCCCCUCCUUGCGGGCAAUCGUGGCCUGCUGGUGACGGGUAGCUCUUCGAGCCUGUCCUCCCCGACAUUGGACACCUCAAUGUUGGAGGCCUCGGACCCGGUGAAGUCCCCCUCCCCGACACCGGCCGAGGAGGUCCUCCACGAGUCUGGCCCGAGCGUGGCCACCACCCCAAGCCACUCGGCGCCCGUGUCGAACAGCGGCUCGCCCACUUCCGGCUCCGACAAGCCCAAAAUCCCCGAGGGGUCGCAAUUCUGCGAGUGGCAGGGCUGUAAUAUGCUCUUCAAUUCGACGGAGAUGCUGCGCCGCCACAUCAGCACCGAGCACAUCGGCACCGUGGCCGGCAAGAACCGGUGCCUCGUAUGCAAGUGGAAGGGCUGCGACCGGCUCGGACGGCCGUUCAAGACUCGGAGCAAUGCCGUCAGCCAUGUUGACUGCCACAUCGAGGGCAAGCCACACUCGUGUGAUUUCUGCAACACCGCCUUCAAGCGCCACCCCGACCUGGUGAAGCACAUCACGGUCAUCCACAACCAGCAGCUGAAGAGCAUCAAGAAUGGCCAAUUCACGCACGGCGACAAGCCCCUCUCGGCCACGGUCAUGGGGCUCAUUAGCAAUGGCCACGGAUCGGCCGAUGCCGGGCCCGGUUCGGUGCGCGGCACCAAGCCGCCUCCCUCGACCUCCGGCAAGCAUUCGCUCAUGUACCACCCGGGCAGCGGUCUUCCGCAGAUGACGCCGCUCUUCUUCGGCCCCGGCGGGACCCUUCCCCAGGGCGCCAGCUUCGCCAUGUCCGAGGCAUAUCCCAACCCGAGCAUGCAAUUCCCCCUGCACGACCCGAGUGCCAUGCUCAAGGGCAUGCCCUUCUUUGGCGGCAUGCCCGGCGGGUCGGGCACAGCCUCGACGCCCUUUGGCCAGACUCCCGUGUCGCCGGCCGACCAAGCCGGCGGUCUGGUCCUGCCGGCGGUCUAUUCCUUGGCCCCCAGCGGAGGCCUGUCUUCUUCCACGGCCCAGCAGCAGCAGUCGCAGUCGCAGCCGCAGCCGCAGCCGCAGCCGCAGCACCACCAGCACCAGCAGUCCCAGUCGCAGCCGGACCCCUCGGCCCAGCAGUCGCAGUUCAUCUCGCCGCAGCUCUUCCAGCAGGGAAGUUUGCAGCAAUUUGCGGCGGCGGCGGCGGCGGCGGCGGCGGCAGCGGCAGCGUCCACGGCAGGGACCAGCGGUGCGCCUCCGGGCAUCGGGCUUUUGACCGGUGGCGGCUCAGCCUCGACUGGCGCUUCGUCGGCCUCCUCUCCGACAGUGGCCCUCCCUCCGGGCGGGGCGAUGGCCACCGGCUCGAUGGCCGCCCAGCCAUUGCCCUUUGGCCAGACCCCGGGCAAUGGCCCGGCGGCGGCCAUGCUUCAGUCACUGGUCGGCGGCGGCCCGAUGGCCGGCGGCAAUCCCGCGUGGCUCGUGGCCGCAGGUGGGUCCCUCUCGGCUCCGGGGGGUCUGGUGGCCAUGGAAUUCCCCCCGGGCGAGCUGCUCAUCGGGAAUGGCGGGGCUCUGACCGGGCUCGGCCCGGGUGGCGGGUGGAUGGGAUCGCCUGCGCUCGGGAACGCAAGUCCGCCCACCAGCCACAGUGGCAUCUCCAACGCCGCUCAAUUGGCCUUCCAACAGCAGCAGCAACAGCAGCAGCAGCAGCAGCAGCAGCAGCAACAUGCUCAAGGCGGUGUCUCGAUCUCACUUCCCUCUUCGCCGGCAGUUCCAGCCGCCGGCACGAUGCAGGCCGCCCAGCAACAGCAGGCCCAGCUCCAGCAGCAAUUCCAGCAGCUCCAGCAGCUUGGAUUUGUCGGCGGCUCUCCCGGGCUCCAGGCGAUGCCCUCGCGCCCGGGGAUCUGGCAGGCCGACAUUGGCACUUCGUCGAAGCAGCCCGGCGUUGACCUCUUUGCUCUGAGCUGUUUCAACUUCCAGCAGCAACAGCAACAACAGCAGCAACAACAGCAACAGCAGCAGCAACAGCAGCAGCAGCAGCAACAGCCCGCCACCGGCCCCGCCGCCGCAGGAACAACGGCAGCGGCCGCCUCGCCCUUCGGCGGCCUGGCCAGCGGCACCGGCACCCCGCCCGGCACCUUCGCCAGUGGCGGGACCGGGGGCAGCGCCACACGGCCGGCACUCCGUGCGGUCCUUUCCGACUCGGCUCUCGGGGCUGCUGCCUCAGCGAGCAGCAGCAACGAGUCGAUUGUCGCCACACUGGAGACCCUGGACGCCGGGGCGCUGGAGGCUGGCAACAUGACCACCAUGCACCAGGGGAUGCCUUCGCCGGUCGGCAGUGCUGGGAGUUCGUCGUCGGCGCAGCUCGGCUUGGCCGAUGGUGCCGCAUCGUCGACCCUGCUCGGGGCCGGCGGGGCGUCUGGCACCCUGUCCGGCGGCAUGGGACUUGGAUUCCCCCCGCCCUCGGCUCCGGCGGCCAGUGGCCAUGCGCCGCACCAAUCCUUCCAGCAGGCGCACCUGGCGACGGCCGUGCAUCGGGCAAAUGCAUCCAGCCCCUUGGUCAGUCCGCUGUACACCGCCGGCCCCGGGGGCAGCGGGCUGACCUCUUCCAAGUCGGCCAGCUCCUCGCCGGCCACCAUGAACCCGACCGCGGUGUCUGGCUUGCUGACGACCACCCCCUCGCCGGGGCCUGGCAGUGCGUCUGCGCACUUUGCCUCGCCCAGUGGCCACUUCGCCGGUGGCUCGGGCCCCAGCCCGGGCUCCUUCCAUGGGGGGGCCCAUCAGCAUGCCGGCGGGCCGGGCUCCGGGCCUCAUGGGAUUUCCGCCACGACGGGGCGCUUUACUCGACGCUUCUCCCUCCCGAGCAUGACCUCCAGCCAUCAGGCGUCCUUCGGUGGUGGGGCGGGCGCCGGGGCGAGCGACCUGGCCCCCGGCGGGGCCGGGCCGCCGGCCGCCGGGCCUUCGCACCAGACCACGGUGGUUGCCAGUGCCGGGGUCGGUUCCACCAUGACCAGCGCCGCGCGGUUGUCCAGUCACUCGCCAAUCAACCGCAACCGGCGGGGCUCCUCCCCGGCACGCAUGAGCCAGCUCCAGGCUGCCUCGAGCAUUGCUCGACUGGAGGUCAUCAGCGAGGCGGCCGCGGCGGCGGCUGCCCAAUCCCAGCCGGCCGCUUCUCGCAGCCGACCGGGAUCCUUCCUGGACAUGCCCUUCUCGGGACUGAUGAUGUCCCCGACGCCGGGGUCGACCCCGUCGCCGGGGCCUGGGGCCUUCGGCAGCGUACCCGGGGGCCUCCUGUCAGCCUCAUCGUCAAGCACUUCGUUGGCGGCGGGUUCCUCCUCCAGUGGGGCGGUUUCGCCGCUGGAUGCCGGGGCGAUGCAGGUGUCCGGGCCGUCAGCCAGCGGCAAUGGGCUCUUCAGCCAGUCCUAUGCUUCGGCACCCGGCAACGGCGGCUCCUUCGAUGGCACCGUAUCUUCAGAAGAUGCAGCAGCCAAGAGCCUGCUCUUGGAGCAGCAGUCUGCGCUCCUUCGGUCGGAUUUCAUCCAGGCCCUCCUUCAGCAGCAGCAGCAGCAACAGCAACAGCAACAGCAACAGCAACAGCAGCAGCAGCAGCAACAGCAGCAGCAACAGCAACAGCAGCAGCAACAGCAACAGCAACAGCAGCAGCAGCAGCAGCAGCAGAUGCAGCUGAAUCUCCCACAUGGACAGACUGCCAUGGCUGGUGUGCAGCCCGAGGUGGCAACCAUCCCCCUGCAGGCAAUCCUGGAGCAGCUUCUGCCGAAUCUAUCUCCGGAACAAAUGCGCGCCCUAUCGCAAGCCCAGCUGCUGUCCGGACAGCGAGGCAAUGUUGCCGCCACGCCGACAGCCAGCUCUGUUUCUGGACCCGAUUCGCCGGCCCUUUCGACCAGUGUGUCUAUGCUCUCGGUGUCCGGCCCACUGGCGGCGCAGCAGGCACCCCGGCCCCCACUGCCAGGCACCGGUGCACACCAUUCCUUCGGGCUGAUUUCUCUGAUUGAGCCGUCGGCCGGUGCCAGCAACGGCAAUCCCACUGCCAGUCUCCAACCCGGCUCCACAAGUGUCCCCAGUCAGGAUGCGGAUAUGGUCGAUUCCGCAUCCGAUGCCUCCUUCAUCCUCCAGCAACAGGCGCAGCAGGCGCAGGUGCAGCAGCUCUGGCAGCUCCGACAGCAGCAGCAGCAGCAGCAGCAGCAGCAGCAGCAGCAGCAACAGCAGCAGCAGCAGCAGCAGCAGCAGCAGCCGCAGCAGCAGCCGCAGCCGCAGCCGCAGCAGGACCUAUCGAGCAAGUCCACCCAGCCAUCCGCCGUCAAUAUCUCCAUUCCCUCACACAUCCUGGAUCUCAGUGAGGCCGAUCUUCGCCAGUGCAUCCAGGCUGCCUUUUCCUCGUCACAGAACGCCGGCUCGGCCGACCAGCCGGCUGCCGGCACCGUGGCCGGGGGGAGCAUCUCCCGGGCGCAACUUGACCAGGUCCUCCGAACCGCCCAACUCCGGGCACAGCUCGCCAAUGGCGGCCCGACCAGCCGCGCUCCUUCGCCAGGGAUGGCCCCAUCGGCCAUCGACAUGCCCCUCGCCACGGGGACCCGCAGCGUUUCCCAUUCCCCGGGUGCUGAAAUCGCCCUACAGCAGCAGCAGCAGCAGCAGCAGAAGCAGCUUCUUCGCCUCGAGACCAACGCCAGGGGCGGUGUUUCUUCUUCGGCGAUGGAGGAGCUCCGUGGAACCAACGCCACGGCCACCAGCUCCGAGGCCGCAGGCGGCCUCGGUGACCUCGUGCACCUCGCGACCUGUAGUGGAAUCCCCAUGUAA